CGUUAAAAUAUCGGCGUCGUAGUAAACAAAACAUAACCUCAAAGUAGUUUUUGUUAUUAAUUAAAUUAUACACUAACGGAGAUUUAUUUAGUAAAAUAUAACUAAUUGCAUUUAUGCGAAUAAGCCAGAGAAAUGACAUGGCUAUAUUUAGCAUUGUUAUAUUUUGUGACUUCGUCGAAAACUGGAGCCGAAGAAAACUUUUGUACCAAGGAAGGCGAAUGUAACAAAGGGAUGUACAGUAAAGAAAUCAAUGACUGGAGUACAAAAGUAAAUCAACAAAUUAAAUCAGCCUUAGCAAAAUACACCCCUUGUGAGAAGAAACAUUGUUCUUGUCACAGUGCAGUUAUUGAGCAAGACCUUCAGCCUUUUAGUGAUGGUAUCACAAAGGAACAAUUUGCCAUAGCUGUUGCGAAAGGCACCAAGUACCAGAUAAUAGAUGGCAAGCUGUACAGACAAAAAGACUGCCACUUCCCAGCAAGAUGUGCAGGCGUCGAGCAUUACUUAUCAGCUUUAGCACCUAAAAUGCCAAACUUGGAAAUUGCUUUGAACACCAGAGAUUGGCCACAGGUCAACCACUUGUGGGGACAUCCGAAGGCACCAGUUUUCUCCUUCAGUAAGACAAAGGACUACUAUGACAUUAUGUAUCCCACUUGGAGUUUCUGGGAAGGUGGUCCUGCCAUAUCGCUAUACCCAACUGGAAUAGGCCGUUGGGAUAAGCAUAGAAUCUCAAUUUCUGCAACUGCAGCUAAUAAGUGGCCAUGGGAUUUAAAGCUAGACAAAGCUUUUUUCCGUGGUUCCAGAACCAGUGAAGAGAGAGAUGCCCUUGUAUUACUUUCUCGUUCGAAGCCAGAGCUUGUUGAUGCUCAAUAUACCAAAAAUCAGGCUUGGAAAUCUGAAGCAGAUACUCUCUAUGCUGAGCCAGCUUCAGAAGUGUCAUUUGAAGAACAUUGCAGAUACAAGUACCUCUUCAAUUAUAGAGGAGUAGCUGCAAGUUUCCGCUUUAAACAUCUGUUCUUAUGUAAAUCUUUAGUGUUCCAUGUGGGUGAAGACUGGCUAGAAUUUUUCUAUCCAUCCCUCAAGCCCUGGGUGCAUUAUGUACCUAUUUCUCCAAAUGCAUCACAACUAGAAAUAGAAAGAUACAUAAACUUUUUCAAAGAAAAUGAUUCUUUGGCUAGAGAUAUUGCUGAAAGAGGAUUUGAACAUAUUUGGGAGCAUUUAACUGACAAAGAUGUACAAUGUUACUGGAGAAAGUUACUAAAGAAAUAUUCUAAAUUAGUGAAAUAUGAUGUAGUCAAAGAUAGUAAUUUAAAAAGAAUAAAUGCAUAUCAUGACGAUUUAUAAUUAAAUACAAGUAAUAUUUUUAAAAAGGUGUUUUACUGAACAAUGAAACAACUUGUUGGGAGUAGGUAGUAUAUUAAAUUUAAUGUCUACAGUAAAGCUGAUGAAAUCUAUUUCUACCAUUUAUAGUAAAACUAAUGACAAGUCAAACAA
Ostrinia furnacalis (Asian corn borer) is the source of this 1491-nucleotide messenger RNA. RefSeq names its product O-glucosyltransferase rumi homolog. Gene Ontology annotation, biological process: protein O-linked glycosylation; positive regulation of Notch signaling pathway. NCBI's taxonomy places the organism in Eukaryota, Metazoa, Arthropoda, Insecta, Lepidoptera, Crambidae. Gene Ontology annotation, cellular component: endomembrane system. The transcript has 6 exons. The coding region runs from base 133 to 1341 and encodes 402 amino acids. The record is from RefSeq and is a predicted model, not a curated record. Gene Ontology annotation, molecular function: UDP-glucosyltransferase activity; UDP-xylosyltransferase activity.